Otolemur garnettii (small-eared galago) is the source of this 936-nucleotide messenger RNA. Its product is annotated as olfactory receptor 6C2-like. The record is from RefSeq and is a predicted model, not a curated record. Gene Ontology annotation, biological process: G protein-coupled receptor signaling pathway. The transcript has a single exon. NCBI's taxonomy places the organism in Eukaryota, Metazoa, Chordata, Mammalia, Primates, Galagidae. The coding region runs from base 1 to 936 and encodes 311 amino acids. Gene Ontology annotation, cellular component: membrane. Gene Ontology annotation, molecular function: G protein-coupled receptor activity; olfactory receptor activity.
AUGAAAAAUCACACAAUAACAAACUUUAUCCUGUUAGGACUGACAGAAGAUCCUCGAUUUCAGGUUCCAGUUUUUGUUUUUUUCUUUCUCACUUAUAUGUUGAGUAUUACUGGGAAUCUGACCAUCAUAUCCCUCACUUUACUGGAUUCUCACCUUAAAACACCCAUGUACUUUUUCCUACAAAAUUUUGCCCUAUUAGAAAUUUCAUUUACAUCUGCUUGCAUUCCCAGAUAUUUGUACAACAUAGCAACAGGUGAUAGGUCAAUUACUUAUACUUUUUGUGUUGUUCAAGUGUUUUUUACUGAUGUCUCUGGAGUAACAGAAUUUUUUCUUCUGGCCAUCAUGUCCUACGAUCGCUAUGUGGCUAUCUGCAAACCCCUGCAUUAUGUGACCAUCAUGAACAGCAGAGACUGCAGAAGCCUUGUCAUCUGCUGUUGGAUGGGUGGAUUGUUCAUUAUACUCCCACCAUUUACCCAGUUCCUAAAUCUGAAAUUCUGUGACUCAAACGUAAUUGAUUAUUAUUUCUGUGAUGCAUCUCCUAUCCUGAAGAUUUCAUGCUCAGACACAUGGCUCAUACAACAAUUGGUGAUUGUGAGUGCUGUGCUAACCUUCAUUCUGACCCUUCUGUGUGUGGUUUUGUCCUACAUCUACAUUAUAAAGACCAUUGUAAGAUUCCCUUCUGCUCAACAAAGGAAAAGGGCUUUUUCCACCUGCUCUUCCCACAUGAUUGUGGUCUCCAUCACCUACGGAAGCUGUAUCUUCAUCUAUAUCAAUCCUUCAGCAAAAGAAUCAGUGGCUAUUAACAAGGGUGUGACAGUGCUAAUGACGUCCAUUGCUCCCGUACUGAACCCAUUCAUUUACAGUCUGAGAAACAAACAAGUGAGACAAGCAUUCAGUGACUCACUCAAAAAAAUCUUACUGGUUUUCAAGAAGUAA